UUCCAGAGCGAAAAGACGGGUUUUCCACUCAGCCGAGCCAUUUUCCUCGCUUUUUGCACACUGUUUAUCUCAACAUAAUGAACAACCUCCUUCCGGACAAUGUUUUGGAAGUAAUCUUCUCAUAUCUGGAUCUCCGGGAGCUGCGUGACUGUUCGCUGGUGUGCAAAAACUGGUAUCGCUACCUCAAUGACGAGAACAAUGACGUGUGGCGGAUGCACUGCGUGCGGAAGCUGGCAGAAGAGGCCAUCAAGAGUGACUUGCUGUCCACCUUGCCAUCGUACAAAGCCAAGCUGCGGGCCUUCCAUCACGCCUGGAACCCCAAUGACUGCUCCCGCAACGUGUACAUCAAGCCCAACGGCUUCACACUCCAUCGUAAUCCCGUGGCGCAGAGCACGGACGCGACGCGUGGCAAAAUUGGUUUCCGGCAGGGGCGCCACGCGUGGGAGGUGAUCUGGGAGGGACCCCUGGGCACCGUGGCGGUCAUAGGCAUCUCCACGAAGGCCGCUGCGCUGCAAUGUCACGGAUAUGUGGCGCUUCUGGGUUCGGAUGAACAGAGCUGGGGCUGGAAUCUAGUGGAUAAUCACCUGCUGCACAACGGCGACGCUCAGGGCAACUAUCCACUCCUCAAUAAUGCUCCCAAGUACCAAGUCGGCGAGAGGAUUCGCGUGAUUCUCGAUUGCGACGACAACACGCUGAGUUUCGAGAAGAACUACGAAUUCCUGGGCGUGGCGUUCCGCGGACUACCGGAUAAGAAGCUGUACCCCACAGUCUCGGCCGUGUACGGCAACACGGAGGUGUCGAUGGUGUACUUGGGGCCGCCGCUGGACGGUUAAUAGUGACGAGAGAGAGAGAAAGAAAGAGUAGCAAUUCCCAAAGACACUCCCAAAAACCCCCGGCGUUCAUGAUGACGACAGACUGCGUAUAAUUCUAAGGUCCGCAACCGAACGGAGAUCUUAUAUCCCCCCCCCCCCCAGAAAACGUACAAACACGCCCUUCACUUUCAUUUCCGGGAGACGCGAGAGCCGAGGGAAGUGCAGAGAAGAGUGUGGCAGAGACAAGAAUACCAUCGAUGCCUUGUGCUAGUGGCAAAUUCAAUGGAUUCGCUUAUUUCCGGGCGAGAAUGGGAGUAUUUUCUUCUAUUGUUUUUACUUUACUCAUUGAGGGGCUCUUCUCAGCUGACUUUCAAACUAAAUCCCAGUUUUAAUCUCAAGCUUCCACUUCAGGUUCCCAAAAAAAAAACAGCUGAGAAGCUCCUCACCUGCAAUUAUGAUCUCAUUAAGUUAUUAAGCAAUUCCUAGGCAAAAGAAACUACGUUAUCGUGUCAUAUUUUAACUUAUAUAUUUAUCUUUAAGACUAAUCACAAAUUGUUAUGCAUUUUAUCGAAAGGCGAGCGACUUAUUUAUACACCAAAAGAGUGGAUGGCAAAUGGAGAAGACGAAAAAAUAUAUAAUGUGCAGAUUUUAGUCACUAUUUUGUAGGGUUUUCUUUAGGGCAUUCUUUUCCCUCCUCAACAUAAAUUCCUCCUUCCAAGAGUUUUUAAGUAGAAAGAGAAGACAAUUAAUCAGCAUGAAUCAAUUUUAAUCUUGUACAUAAAUGUAAAAGAAAAAAAACCAACAGUAAAUCUGGCGAUUGUCGUGUGUAAUGCAGAAAAUGAUGUCUUGCAACAUGAAUUUACAGUGGCGGAAAAGAUUCUUAAAUAAAUAAGAUAUUCUUUGACUAACACG
Molecule: messenger RNA, 1724 nt
Organism: Phlebotomus argentipes
Lineage: Eukaryota; Metazoa; Arthropoda; Insecta; Diptera; Psychodidae
Gene: Fsn
Product: F-box/SPRY domain-containing protein 1
Exons: 3
Coding region: 78-833 (251 amino acids)
Biological process (GO): synapse assembly involved in innervation; proteasome-mediated ubiquitin-dependent protein catabolic process
Cellular component (GO): synapse; SCF ubiquitin ligase complex
Molecular function (GO): protein binding
Source: RefSeq, a predicted model, not a curated record